Molecule: messenger RNA, 918 nt
Organism: Fusarium tjaetaba
Lineage: Eukaryota; Fungi; Ascomycota; Sordariomycetes; Hypocreales; Nectriaceae
Exons: 1
Coding region: 1-918 (305 amino acids)
Source: RefSeq, a predicted model, not a curated record
AUGUUUCAGCUCGUCAAGAAACUCUUCAAACGACAGAGUCCCAACACUGGCAAUGACUCUGACAAUGAACCCAAGGCAGCAUUUCAUAGAUUCGGUCAAUUGCCUCAGGAAAUCCAAAACUUGAUCUGGGCUUAUGCUAUAUGUGUUGAUGCUCCACGGGCCUACUUCGUGGAUGUCAGGAAAUUGCCCGACAACCCUCGAACACUAGAAAUGGUACACUCUAUCCCAGCAAAUCUUGGUUGGUUUCCUCCUCCGCCGGCUUCAAACCCAAAAGGUGAUUAUGACCUGAUGCGAGUUUGCCGUGCAUCAUACCAAGAGAUCACCCGCUGCUGGAACUUUUAUCGGCCGCAAGUCCCUGCCCGCAUGAUACUCGACAACUCGCAUGACAAUGCUCUGAGGAAGAAGAAAUUAAGUAGCAUUAACAUCGAUGCAGCCAGCGACCUGGUCAUUGUCGAGAGAUGGUGUCACAGUAGUGACCGUGUAAGUGGGAUCCAAGGCGCCAGAAAUUACUUGCCGCUUUGGAUGUCCCUGAUGUUCGACGGUCUAAGAGGCAUCCAAAGUGUAGCUAUACCGGUCGACAAAAAUCUUAAUUUCAACGACCAUUCUCCGUAUCUGGCAUACGUGAAAGCCGCAUUUCCUGAUAUCAAAACACUAUAUUUCUGCGUGCGGCCAGCUCAACUAGUUCGUUACAAGUGGAGCCACGUAGAGAUGCCCGCCUUCCUGAGAACUCAACCACGGCCAGGUAAAGAAGUCUUCAGGGCUCGCGGCCGCAUAUUCUACGAGAUCAGUGCUCAGGACAUGAAGGACGCUGGAAUCUACCCGGAAGACUUGGUUGAACUGUGGCUGACGAAGGAGUGGAGGUGGCAGCGGAAUGGCAUGCCUCGUAUCAAGUUCAUGACUUGGCAAUGGAUCCGGUGA